Molecule: messenger RNA, 789 nt
Organism: Cucurbita pepo subsp. pepo (vegetable marrow)
Lineage: Eukaryota; Viridiplantae; Streptophyta; Magnoliopsida; Cucurbitales; Cucurbitaceae
Source: RefSeq, a predicted model, not a curated record
AUGGAAAUUCUAAGAGCUUGGUUUUUGUUUCAUCUGUUGGCCGUCAACCUUCUUGCCCUCUUGCUUCCCCUCUCGCUCCUCCUCCUCGCUCGCCUCUCUUCCGCCCUCUAUCUCGCCGGACUGCCGUUGCUUCCGCCCCUGUUGCUCUCUCUUGUCCUCUAUCUAACCUCCCCUCUUCUUAUCCUUCUUGUUUCUUUCGUUGUCCUCUCCGCCCUCCUCCACUCCCUCACCGGAAAAUCUGCUCUUCCGACCAAACUGCCUGCCCCUGUCUCCCAACCCCGUCUUUACACUACAUGGAUUUUCCUCUGCACUCUCCAGGUAUGUGUCGGCGUCGGGAUCGAGGGCAGCUUAUCAAGCGGCCUCAACAACGCAGCGGCAGGGCACAUCGAGGGUUGUCUGUGGAGGAGGUUGUUGUUCUUCUUUGGGCUGCACGAGGCGGUGGUGCACUGGACAAGGGCGGUGGUGAAGCCGGUGGUGGACGACACCGUAUUUGGGGAAUCUCGAAAGGAGAGGUGGUUUGAGACGGCGGCGACGGCGGUGAGCUUGGGUGGGGUGUGGUGGUGGCGAUUGAGGGAUGAGGCAGACGCGCUGGUGGUUGUGGCGGAAAUAAAGUGGUUGACGUCGGCGGAAUUGGGUCCGGCGGAGGUUGCUAAUUGGUGCCUGUAUUACAUAAUCGUAGGCAUUGGAAUUGGUAAGAUUGCCAAUUCGGUUGCGUGGUUGGUUCGGAUUUUGGUCUCUAAAAAACAUUCUAAAUGCUCGGAUGAGGUUGUCGUUGUGAACAAUGUUUGA